AUGAAAAUAUUUUUCAGUAAAGUUUUUUAUAUUUUAAAAAUUUAUUGUUUUAUCCCCAGGUUUGAUAGAGUUCUUCUGCAAGUCACAGUGGUCCAUCAUAAAGAAAUAAUAUUGAUUCAGAAAAUAAUUGGAUGGAUAUAUUUUUUUGCCUGGUCAAUUUCCUUUUAUCCUCAAGUCAUUACAAAUUUUAGACGCAAAAGUGUGGUGGGGCUGAGUUUUGAUUUUGUGUUUUUGAAUCUUACUGGAUUCUUGUGCUAUGGACUAUUUAACGUCGCAUUAUUUUGGAUACCUGAAAUUCAAGAUGAAUAUUUUGCACUGCAUCCCAGAGGAGUCAACCCUGUUGAAGCCAAUGACAUCGCCUUUGCAUUACACGCCAUCGUUUUAACGUCUGUCACUGUACUCCAAUGCCUCCUCUACAAGAAGACAUCACAGAAGAUCUCCACGCUGGGAAGUGUUUGUCUUCUGCUGUCCUGGGCAACAGCAGGACUCUUCUUGUUUGUUUCAAUGGCUGGUUUGAUAUCAUGGCUCACUUACAUCUACAUCUUCUCCUACAUUAAACUUGCAAUCACUUUGGUGAAAUAUUUUCCACAGGCUUGGAUGAAUUUCAGAAGAAAAAGUACGGAAGGCUGGAGUAUAGGGAACGUAAUGCUGGAUUUCACUGGCGGAUGUUUCAGUUUGCUUCAGAUGUUUCUUAUUGCCUAUAACAAUGAUGAUUGGUCUUCACUUUUUGGAUCACCCACCAAAUUUGGACUAGGAUUGUUUUCUAUAAUUUUUGAUAUAAUAUUUUUCUUACAGCACUAUUGUUUUUAUCGUAAAGGUUUUACUCUUUUAUAUGAAGAAAUUCCUGGGGCAUGA
This is a messenger RNA of Helobdella robusta, 855 nucleotides long. RefSeq lists its product as hypothetical. The transcript is spliced from 6 exons. Gene Ontology annotation, molecular function: L-cystine transmembrane transporter activity. The coding region runs from base 1 to 855 and encodes 284 amino acids. Gene Ontology annotation, biological process: L-cystine transport. The record is from RefSeq and is a predicted model, not a curated record. Lineage: Eukaryota; Metazoa; Annelida; Clitellata; Rhynchobdellida; Glossiphoniidae. Gene Ontology annotation, cellular component: lysosomal membrane.